AUUUUUGUAUGUGGUCUUUGUCCUCUGCUUACCACUCCAAUGCAUGUUCUUCUAAUACUUACCUAAUAUUCAACAGUUCUUCUGAUGAACCUCCUGCUUCCUUUUGCAUUGGCAUGUUUUAUUACUGUUCUCUACUUCACCUAAACUAAACUUUUCUUUAACAUGUAGAAAUUCCUCCAAAAAUCUUACUGCAUUUAUAUAUGGAUCUUGCAAGUGCUAACUACUGUGAACCUCCACCUCUGUUUCCAUCUCAAGGGGAAGCAACAUUAGAAGGGAAAAAUGAGUACCCAUUCUUGGAUAGUUUCCCUGACCCGCUUUGCAAACUUAAUCUAAAGGAGACAUCUGAUUUUGUGAAGUCAUUGCCAACAGCAAGCAAUGGAGCAGGGUUUUUAAGGAAAGAAGGAGUAAGUUCAGUGACAAGGAGGAAUAUGGAUGCUCCAUCAACACCGGGUCGACCCAUUUUCAGCUUCAGUGUUGGGAAUUUUUCAAGAAAAAAUUUCCCUUCUAAGUGGGAUGAUGCAGAGAAAUGGCUUGUUAAUGGAAGUUCUAUUCAAGAUUCCCCUGCUUCUCAUCAUAAUAGUAAUAAUGGCUUAAAGCCAGCAUUAGAAUCCUCAAAAUUGUUAAAGCAGUGCAAUGGGUUCAAGCUUAAAGAAACUGAAAAUGUCUUUGCAGAAAAAAACAGAGUUACAGAUGAAAAGGUAUCUAAAGUAGCUUCAGAUUUUCAGGUGCCUUUACCUUUACACCAUCACCAUAUUUCUGCUGGAGCUGCCAACACUGUUUUUGCUGCAACUGAUGUUUUUCUAAAAGAUAAGUUCACAGAUGAAGUGGAAUCUAUUUAUCCCAAAUCUAGGUGCUUAGAACCUACAAAAGAAGGAUUUUUGUUUGGAAAUGCGGCAGGAAAAUCAAUGAAAGAGGCAACAAUGGAGGCAAUUCAUGAGAUUAAACACAGAGAUAUUGGGACAGAAAUGACCCCAAUUGGCAGCUCUACUACUUCAAGAUGCCAUACUCCAUUCAAAAGCCCAUCGCCUGCUCGACACAAUACCCCUGCGGACAGAUCUGGACCAUUGGCCUUACCAAGUUCAGGUUCCGAUAGCACAGUUGAUAUCAUGCAAUUUCAGGAGUGCCAUCUAGCAAAAUUGCAGUUUGGGACACAAUUUGAUUCUGUUACAACCAAUUGGAGUUCGAGGGAAGAAGAAGAGGAGGAUGUAUCGAAGAGUUUGAGACAUUUUGAGAUAAAUAAUGAGUGUAGAAAGAGCGUCUCGGAGUCCAAAACACGUUCGUGGGAAGAAGAAGAGAAGAACAAAUGCUGUCUCAGGUACCAAAGAGAAGAAUCAAAAAUUCAGGCUUGGAUAAACCUCCAAAAUGCAAAAGCAGAAGCUCAAUCCAAAAAACUUGAGGUGAAAAUCCAGAAGAUGAGAUCAAAUCUGGAAGAGAAGUUAAUGAAAAGGAUGGCGAUAGUUCACAGAAAAGCUGAAGAAUGGAGAACUACAGCUCAACUACGACACAAGGACCAAAUAGAAAAAGUGGCUGAUCAAUCACGGAAGAUGAUGUUGACAAGGCAAAACUCACAUCUAUCUGCCCAAUCUUCCUGUGGGUGUUUCCCAUGCCGAAACCAUCUUAUUUAAUUCGAAUCGAGCACCAAUGUUCAGUGAGAUUCAUUCUGUAUUCCUAUUGAGUUAUUACUCAG
This is a messenger RNA of Solanum verrucosum, 1687 nucleotides long. RefSeq lists its product as uncharacterized. The record is from RefSeq and is a predicted model, not a curated record. The transcript has 5 exons. Bases 201 to 1625 code for a protein of 474 amino acids. Lineage: Eukaryota; Viridiplantae; Streptophyta; Magnoliopsida; Solanales; Solanaceae.